This is a messenger RNA of Lolium rigidum, 2598 nucleotides long. RefSeq lists its product as uncharacterized. NCBI's taxonomy places the organism in Eukaryota, Viridiplantae, Streptophyta, Magnoliopsida, Poales, Poaceae. Bases 105 to 2216 code for a protein of 703 amino acids. The transcript is spliced from 10 exons. The record is from RefSeq and is a predicted model, not a curated record.
GGAGGCCGUUGCCGAUUCGUGUCGCGUAGGGGGGAGACCCGGUAGGCGGCGUCUUUAGGACCUGGGGGAGCUGCCAUUAACGCUGCGGGCUGGCCACCUUGCGCAUGCGGACAAGCGCGCCCACCUCAUCAUCUCCAUCUCCAUGGGACGAUGCCUCUGACCUCGCCGCAGCGCAGGGACCGGGGGGCGACAUGGCGGGCGGCGGCGCCAGGCGGCAUUUCUUCCCGCUCACCAGCCUGCAAAUCGGGGAUUUACAGUCCUAUCUUGCAGAACUUACUAUAUUUCUGUGCCCUGAUACCAAGAAGUUCCUCAUAUUCCUUGACAACCGCCCAUGGCUGCUAGACCAGAACACAAAACCUGCUCACCUCUGGCAAUUGAUGGUUACCAAGUCAAGAUUCUCUCCUUUCGCGAACACUAGAGCUAGGAGAAAAAGAGAUGAAGCUGGCGAGAAACUUGUAUUUUCAGAAGGCCCAAUAUCUGCUCCAGAUUCGUGGAAUCCAUCAUCCAAAUGGUAUACUCUGAUUGAUGAUGCCAUGCGGAAUAAGAAGCUUCAAGUCAACAAAUUGAAGGAUUCUCGCCUGCUGAAUAGGGAACUGCAUCGGACAUUAUAUGGUUUUAUCAUUUUUGAGGUAGACUGGGCUGACGUGCGUGGCAUUAAUUAUUUGAAUGAACUUCAGACUGAUACAUCAAUGGUCGUUGAAGCUAAAAUAAUGAAGAGAUGGGAAUUCGAUAGUGUCAAUCAAGCUUCAUCUUUAAUCUCUUCUUGGUUCUCAGGAAAUUACUCCGAGUGUCAGAUCUUACAAGAUUAUUUGAACAGCAUCUCUCCUAAAGGUGAUGUAUUUUAUGAUGCCCUGAAUGACUUCUUAACACCUGAUUGGGACAGCGAGAGUGCACAGAGCGAUAGCGAUCAUUCUGGAGAUGUUCAAUGUGUUAGGGUGUCUUCAAGUUUCACAAGCUCAUCAUACACCCCACCACCUUGCUCUGGGCCUUACAAGAGAAGAAAGAUAAUAAGAUCGGAUUCUGGAAGUAACAUGUCUGAAGAACCAUACUCGGAAUUUGUGACCUCGCCAAGAUAUGCAUCCUCAUCAUGUUGCAGCGAUAAUGACUUUAGCAAGCCAUUGGUUGAGCCUAGCACAUACAAGGAUGUGUUGAUCUUGUUCCGGUUCAGUGAUGGUGAUCUGCCGUUCAGACUAAAAGAAGUUAUACUGUCUGAUGUGAGGCUGUUAACAUUACUUGAGUACGGCCUUCCUUCAUGGGUCAUUUUUCUUCAGUCAUAUCCAGUGUUCUGCAAGAUAUAUCGCCCAUGGAUGUGUCCUCUGGCCAGAGCAUUAUAUGUCUUGAUUUCAUUAAUUACUGUUCUUAUAGGAUUUUAUGACCUCUACAAGAAUGUCCCGAUGUUGAAGGCAACUGCCUCAAGAUUAUUUGGUCCUUUGUUUGAUUGGAUAGAGACAUGGGAAAUGAUCUCAAGGCUUAAAUAUCUUGGAACCAUGCUUUUUCUGCACCAUUUCGAGCAGGCUUUUACAUGGUCUCUUAAGAUUGUACGUGCUACUAAGUCUGUUCUUAGUGUUUUGACAAAGCCGGUUAUGGGUCCACUUUUGGAGGUUCUUGAAUUUACCCUGCCACUAUGGAACCUUUGUGCUGAAACAGUUGAAUAUCUAAGUUCAGCCAUAAUGAUAGUGAUGGAGACAUCGUGCAGUGCAGUUAUCAGUGCAGUACAGACGAUCAUGUGGCCAUUUUGGUUUAUCUUCAGUACUAUGUUUAAUAUAGCUAAUUCAAUUCUGUACCCUGUAAUUUGGUUCUUUGGAGAGAUACUAGCUGCACCAUUCCGACUUGUUGCUGCGCUAGCAAGUUUUGUAGCGGACUUCUUUGAUGAUAUUGUUGAUAUUUUAAGGCAGACCUGGUCGACACUAAGUUCAUUGUAUCAAGUUGGGUCUGCAUCCAGAGCCUCUGGUGUUACAUCCGAAACUACCAUUUGGGGGUCACUCUGGAAAGAUCUUCUGUAUCAGAUUUUCCGAGCAGUCCGAAGCAUUUUGUAUGGUUUUGUUGCCUUCUUUUCAACAUGCAACAGGCAUCGGCUCAGCAUCUAUAAUCAUAUAGAAGUACUUCUCCGGCGCCUAUCCCGCGCCUUAACUACCGCGCGGCAUACUGCCUCUUGUGAAGGAGCUCGGAAGUAUGCUAGUCAAAAUCAUCCUCCAAGGAAAACCAAGGAAAACUGAGGCGAGAUGACUGGAUCUAACAAAUUAACAUGUCAAGUAAGAAACUAAUUCAGAGGCCUUAAGAGACUGAGAUGAGAUAAAAGGUGGAAACUCCACUCUGAAUGGACCUCCUCAAGGAACUUAGAAGGGUCAUAGUACAGGACCCAUCAUAGAUCACCGUUCGGUGUUGCCCUCUCUGUAUGCCGUGGGCAACUGCUGAAGCAAAAACACUGCAACUGUACAUUCGCGAAAUCUGUUGUUGUGUACAUUAUAAUAGAAUGUAAUGUAAUUUAAUAGGUUGCUGUUGUAUAAUAGUAGGUUUGUGCAUAUCCUCUGGUGACUGAACAAGAAUUUUGUAAGUAUAUAAGUAUUUCCUUUGUUCAGUAACAGCACUGAACUCUUC